CCCCUUCACUCCUAGAAAGUGAACCGAGAGUGAUGAGAUGCCUAUGAUCAUCAGUUCCGGUUAAUAUAAGAACCGGGAAUGAUGCUCUUAUUCGUUCCUGGUUUGCGGUACAAACCGCUUGCAAGAACCCUCCACGACCACCCUUCCCCACUUCAACAAAUGCAAGAUCGCCCAUUUAUAAUUCAAGUCUCUGAUGCAUUUGUAAAUUAUACUAUAAUACAUGCACGACGGUCCAACUUACACAUCAUGCUGAGCAAUCUAUAGUUGCACACUUGCACUGACAUCCCACAGUCUUCAUCACCACCGACGACAAAAGCAAAGAAAGCAAGCUGCCACUGCCAUGGCGCACGGCGGCGCAGCAGCAGCGCCGCUGCUCCCCUCGGCCGCCGCGGCGCCCGACGCGUACGCGCCGCCCCGGAACAGGUUCUCCUUCGUCUGCGCCACGCUGGCCUCCAUGACGACCAUCCUCAUGGGCUACAACCUCGCGCUGAUGAGCGGGGCGCAGAUGUUCAUCCGGGAGGACCUGGGCCUCUCCGGCGUGCAGGUCGAGGUGCUCACCGGGUCCAUGAACGUGUUCAUGCUCGUGUCCAUCCUCGCCGGCGGGUGGGCCGCCGACCUUCUCGGCCGCCGGGGCACGCUCGUGCUCGCCAACGCCUUCCUCAUGGCCGGUGCGCUCGCCAUGUCGGCCGGCGGCAGCUACGCGGACCUCAUGGCCGCGCGCUUCGUCACCAGCGUCGGCGCCGGGUUCGCCCGCGUCGUCGCUCCCGUCUACAACGCCGAGAUCUCGCCGGCGUCCACCCGCGGCGUCCUGUCGUCCUUGCUAGACAUGUUCGUCAAUGUCGGCAUCUUGCUCAGCUACGUGUCGAAUUACGUUUUCGCCGGCCUGCCGGUGCACCUUGGCUGGCGCGUCAUGUUCGCCGCCGGCGCGCUCCCACCGGUGUUCCUCGCCGCGGGGGUGCUCGCCAUGCCGGAGUCGCCGCGGUGGCUGGUGAUGCGCGGUCGCCACGCCGACGCGCACGCCGUGCUCGUGCGCACCUCCGACACCCCGGCCGAGGCCGACCUCCGCCUCGCGGAGAUCAAGCAGGCCGGCGGCGUGUGGAAGGAGAUGCUCGUGCGGCCGACGAAAAGCGUGCGCCGGAUCCUCGUCUGCGUGCUCGGGCUGCAGUUUUUCCAGCAAGCUUCCGGCAUCGAUGCCAUUGUGCUCUACAGCCCGCUGGUGUUCGAGAAGGCCGGCAUGCCGUCGAGCACCUCCGUCCUCGGCGCCACCGUCGCCGUUGGGGUGGUCAAGACGGGCUUCAUCCUCGUGGCGACGUUCCUCUCCGACCGCGUCGGCCGGCGCCCGCUCCUCCUCGCCAGCGCCGGGGGCGCCACCGUGGCGCUGGCCUCCGUAGCCCUGACGCUCUGCGUCGGCGCCGGCGGCGAUGCGUCCUCGUCGUCCCCUCUGGCGACGGCGGCGUGCGUCGCGUCGGUGCUGGCGUUCGUGGCGGCCUUCUCGGUCGGGCUCGGGCCGGUGGUGCCGACGUACAGCUCGGAGAUCGUGCCGCUGCGGCUGCGCGCGCAGGGCACGAGCCUCGGCACGGCGGCGAACGGGGUCACGUGCGGGCUGGUGACCAUGACGUUCAUCUCUCUCGCCGACUGGAUCACCAUGCCUGGGUGCUUCCUCCUCUACGCUGGCGUGGCGGCAGCCGCGUGCGUCUUCGUGUACAUGAAGCUUCCGGAGACUAGUGGGAGGAGCUUGGAGGACAUGGACGUGCUUUUCGCCAAGUGAUGUUGGUUGCGUAAAUUGGACAGUGAAGUGAGGUUUUGCAGUAAAAAUUGGGCAGUAAAUUGCGUAAAUUGUGAUU
Messenger RNA from Setaria italica (foxtail millet), 1844 nucleotides. Its product is annotated as polyol transporter 5. Bases 341 to 1768 code for a protein of 475 amino acids. The record is from RefSeq and is a predicted model, not a curated record. The transcript is spliced from 2 exons. Gene Ontology annotation, biological process: transmembrane transport. Gene Ontology annotation, molecular function: carbohydrate transmembrane transporter activity. Gene Ontology annotation, cellular component: membrane. NCBI's taxonomy places the organism in Eukaryota, Viridiplantae, Streptophyta, Magnoliopsida, Poales, Poaceae.